This is a messenger RNA of Hypoxylon fragiforme, 1530 nucleotides long. RefSeq lists its product as uncharacterized. Lineage: Eukaryota; Fungi; Ascomycota; Sordariomycetes; Xylariales; Hypoxylaceae. The transcript is spliced from 2 exons. The coding region runs from base 195 to 1313 and encodes 372 amino acids. The record is from RefSeq and is a predicted model, not a curated record.
ACAUUAACAACAAGCAUUUACAACGUUGGAGGUUUCGAAACAACAAUCUCAAGAGUUCCAGAAGUUCCAAGAGUCCCAAGGGUUAUAUACUACACUACAUAUCGUAGUGUACACCGGCUUCCUACGAAUAGAGGCUAGUACGACGAAGUGAUGUAUGAAGAUUUUGCUGAUCGGUUACCUGCUUCGGCGAUAUAAUGUGUUCCUUCGGGCCCCAUCGCUGGUUACGCCGCGCGUGUGGUACUCCAUGCCCUCAGUACUUUCAGCACAAGUACCCUGCCGUUUCACCUUACCACAAACCUUGGAUAUAUAGGGCAAUGAUCAUCCUGAUCAUUUCAUGCUGGGCUUCCCUAACUACUGCUAUUUCACUGGACGACACCCCGCGAUCGACUGAGACCACCCUACUGAUUGAUACGCGGAUUCCGGUACUCGUCAAUGGUCAGUGGCAGAUCAUGUCCGAAGCCGAGCAUCGCCAGCUCGUUCGCAGGUUACCAGACACGCAGACUUUUGAGAUUGAUGUCUCAACUGCUACCGCCGUGACCACCGCCGCGGCUACCGCAUCUAUCGCGGCUACUGGUCCCCUUCCCACUCCCUUCGAUGGCGCGCUUGCCGCAAACUUCUCUGGUGAGGAUGGAGGAGGAACUUGUCUGAAUUUCAUCAACAGCUUCUUGCAAAAUUCCACCUUUCAAGAGUGCUAUCCUCUUUCUCUCCUUUUAAAGAAUUCCAACUCUUUCUUCCAGGCUAUGAAAUCCCUGGUCAAAAUAACACAAGUCCUGGAAGCAUCCUGCAAGGCCGACAAGGGUUCCUGCACCAGUUAUCUCAAUGAUCUCGCCGACCAACUCAUAUCUGACGAUAACUGUGGGCAGGAUUAUGCGAAGAAUAAUCCAGUCGUUGUUCAAGCUUAUAAGGGAAUGAAGGCGUACGAGGAAAUCUACAGCGCCACGUGUCUGACAGAUCCGAAUACUUCGAAUUACUGUUUUGUCAAUGCUGUCACAAACCAGACAACUUAUGACAACGUCUACAUCUACAAUCUUCCCCUCAACUCUACCAUACCCAGCAAGGCCUUGCCCGCAUGCGACUAUUGCACUAGCGAGACUAUGAAGAUAUACCAGGCAGCAGCGGCUGACCGGAGGAAAUGUAUUGCCAACACGUACGUUGACGCAGCCAACCACAUCAAUUCAGACUGUGGUCCCGAUUUUGUCAGCGCAUCGCUUCCUGACGCGCUUCCCGAAAGUGCCGCGAUUUCGAUGGCACAGGCACCAUCAUUGCUCAUGCUAUCGUUGCUAUUUGCAACUAUCUCCCGAUGGAUUAUAUAACCUACAGUCUGCAUAUGUACUACCUAGUAGGUAUAUACCUAGUAGGUAUUGCACCAACCAGCGAUCAGUUACAUACCACAAACCUUGGUACUUGGGCACUUGAGGCAUAGGAUUUCAACGGCGUCUUCGGGAAAAGGAUAGGGCGGACAACAAACCUCAAUUUUGGAUAUGGGGCUUUGGACACAGGAUCAGGAUGGGGGACGGAGACGGGGUUGGG